AAGCAGAAGGUGAAGGAUUUGUGGCAGAUAUCUUGGAUGAAUUUAUGAAUCAUCUAAUGGUGAAAUGUUAUGAGGUGUACCUUAAGAAACAGCUACUGCCGUUCUCUGUGGCUUGGGCAAAGAAUGCCAUGGUCCAGGUGAUAGAGUUGCAGUACCCAACACAUGAUACAGGAGAUGGAGCAAACACAAUCUCACUCUUUAAGGAGAAUGCAGAACCCCCACCCAUGAUUACAGAUUCUUGGGCUCAGGGCUGUAUGCCCGUUAUCAGAAUCCCAAAUUUCCUGCAGCAGGGUCAUAUGAUUGGUAAAGGAGAAGAUCCACUAGAAGAUUAAAGAUCCACAUGAAAAGCAGGGAUACCCAUCAAUAAACAAAACAAUCUCCUUUGAGAAAAACCAAGAGGAGACUGAAAGUGAAGUGGCAGGAAUCUAAAAUUAAUUCUGUCUCAUUCAAAGUUGGAACUGGAAAGAAAACUUUAUCCACCAGAGAUAGCUUUGCCAAUCUUCAACAAGACAUUGUGAUGUCAGGACAUCCUACCUGAAGAACAAGAGAAGGCUGCCUUUCUACUAGAGCAUGACCUGAUGUUUCUCCCCACAAUCCACAAGAAGUAACAGGGCUGAGUAUGAGGAACGAGUAUGUGGGUAAGUGCGUGCAAGUGCACGAGAGCCAAGCCCACAGUGGACUGACUCUAGAGGAGUGCGAAACAGGCUCGGGCCUUCAGGAGUGGCACUGGAACUCCGAGACCCGCUCCCUCAGAAACCCGCAGACAGGCAAAUGUUUGACCGCGGUCAACGUCCAACAGCCCGAGAGCGUGGAGCUGCAGGUCUGCAGACCUGAAGAGGAGGGUCAGGCCUGGGUCUGCUCAAAAAAGGGCCACCUCAUCCUUGAUAGCAAGGACUUACAUCUCAGCGCACGUCAAGACUCUUCCAAGAUUUUUCUGUCCAUGGAGCGGGUGAAAAGCAGCAAGUGGAAAACACUGAAUAAGAAAACAGUGUGUGAGGAGAAGACAGACAGCGUGCCGCCCAAAACUCAGAGCGAACCUGAGAACACAGGACCUCGAAUCAUCACUAACAUUCGCCUGUGGCAUUCUCCAGUGAAUCAUGGCUUGGCUACCAAGCCUCCCGAGCCAGCACACGUUUCGCAGCUGAAUAUUAACAUGGAGUCGGCAGAACCCGCUCUGAAUCUCCUUAACAUGGAAUAUGGGACUGCAUGGAAAUUGACUAUGCUGGUCCUGACCUGCUUUGUCCUGCUCUUAGGAGUAGUCAUCCUUAUCUUUAACAUCUAUCAAAACAGGACGAAGAAGACAGUUGUUGUUCUCAAGUCUUCGAGUGAACAGACCAGUCAGCCUGGGUCGCCAGAGAGAGCUCCUCUCACCAAACACGCCUUGAGACCCCCCGUGUCUCCCUCCAUCCAACGUGGAGAGAUCCUCGUUGAGUGGAAGGACGGCACAGUCACGCCGCUAUUUGACACCUACUUCACCUCAUAACAGGGCAACUCUUACCUUUCCUGCAAUAGAAAUAGUGUCUAAUGGUAUGUGGCAUGCCUGGCUCAGCUAUCUGAAACCUCUUUCACUUGUUUAUCUCUGUUCCUCUAAACUCUGCCCUUUUCAUGUUUCCUUCCCCUUUACUCUUAGAUAGGUCAGCUGUAAUGCUUGAGUAGGUGGUUCAGGGCACCAGCACUGACAACAGAAAACAUGUGGAACCAUCAUGGCUGAAACCAUGAUUUGAUUUUCUCACCACACCUGUUAUUGACAUUUUAUGAACAACAUAGGGUGUUUGGUGUGGAAACUGUGUGUGUGUGUGGAGGGGGGGUAACUACAGUAUAACAGCCCUAGAUAUAUUUUAUAUGCUUCUUUCACAGAUCUGGGAAGGCUGGAAAAGAACUUUAAAGAAAUGUAAAGAAUCCACAAGCCCUUUUAAAGACCUGACAUUAAGGAUGUGAAUAAGGAAGAAUAAAGUAUGAGAAAUGUGGUGUCAAAGCUAUAUAGACAAAGCCAAGAUUCCUAAUUCAGAAUCCUCCUAGAACUAUUUAAAAUGUUUUUCCCUUUGUUUUUAAAGCUCAACAUUAACAGUUUAUGAUUGGAGCAAAUGCACAAUGGAGACUAUUAAGAGCCAGCUAUUAACAAGUGUGUAGCCUAAACAAAUAAUGAAAUUAUCUUGACAGUAACAUUCAAAAUUUUCAGAUAGGGAAAUUGGGAUGCAACUAUUAGCAAUAAUUUGAAUUUCAGAAGUAUGUGUCAUAAGUUCAUAGAAAAAUGAUCAAAACACUGAGCAUGGUUCUCACACUGAUUCAUAUAGUAUCUAAACACUACAGUGAGUCAAAGAUGCCAAAGAGUCAAAAAAGGCAUAAAAACUCCCUAAAUAUCCUACAAUAGUAGUGGUUUAUUUAAUAUGUACUAUAAAUUGAUUUAGGUCGUUUUCACCAAUCUUUUUUAAUGAGGGAAAAAUGUAAUGAAUGAUCACUUGAAUGAAUCAUCUGAAUGAAUCACUCCUGAAGUGUCUGAUGUGAAAAGGAAACUGUUUAAUUAUUAUUCUAUAAUAAUUCUAUAAUUAAAUCAUUAUAUAAAUUAUAUAAUUAAUUUAUUUUUUGGCAUGCUUGAUCCUGAGAAUAAGGAAGUCUCUAAGCCUAAGUCUUUAAGCCUCUGCCUUCAGAGUCAUUCUUAACCAGAUUAUAGUUUAUAUGAAUCAGUUCACAUUUAAGCGUGAAUUGCCCAUUUAAGAAAAUAAAAUGUGGUUUGUUAAUCACUUUUCAGUGAUGACAGUGGCCAUGCAAAACCUCACUUUUCUUUGAAAAUUAAAGAAGAGAUCCAUGUCUGACAGUUUGUCUUGCUAUGCUUUCCUUGUAAUAAACAGAUUUUAGUAAUUUUACAACGACCAGGAUGAAUCAUUAGCUUGCUAGCUAGUUAAGCAAUUUAUGCCUACAAACUAAUUUUGUUUAAAAUCUUUACGUAUUUAUUUACAUAUUAACAUACUAUACUAACUUAUAUUUUAGUGCUGUGAUAGUGAUCCUCAUCUGGCAGGCACUAUAAGCAGAUAAAAAUUGUUUUUUGGCUGUCUGCCACAGAUGACUUAAAAUCAAAUAUACAGACAUUAAGCAACAUUUUUUGGCAGUCUUCCAGAGGUACUGAGCUGGUAAACUGUCCAGAUACAUUUAGGCCCUUUUGUUCUUUUUUUCAUCAUAUUUUAUUUUAAUUAUCAUUUGGAGUCAUACUUCAGUAUACACUAAUGGGGGAAGAAGCCUAAUUAACAAUUGUGCAGUCCUCGCCAACGUCUAUAAACAAUCAACCUCAGGUGACAACAAAAACAACAUAUUUCAUUAUGUAGUCAUUUUUCCCCAAAGUAAACCAACAUUCAGAAAACAGGAUGGAUAAAAGUAAGAACACCCUAUAAUUCAGUAACAUGUAGAACCAACAAUAACUUAGCAACUUUAGCAACAAUAACUUGAAAUAAAUGUUUGUUUAUGAAUUUUAGUCUUAUAAUUUUGAUCUAUUCUUCUUUACAGCAUUGCUUCAGUUCCUUGAUAGCCCAUUUGUUUAUGCAUAUCCCUCUUAAGAUCCCACAGUAACAUCACAGGACUCUGACUUGGCCAUUCCAACACUGUUUUUUUUUUUUUCUUUUUUUUCUUCUUUAGCCAUUCAGAUGUCAGUUUACUGAUGUGCUUGGGAUCAUUGUCCUGUUCCAUGACCCAGUUUCAGCCUAGCUAAUGCUGCUGGACAGAUGACCUCAUUUCCCUUGAGAAUAUUAUGCUAUAUAUUGGAAUUCUUCGUUUCUCACUGACUGCAAGUUUCUCAGGGGCUAUGACCAGAAACACACCCAAAUCAUCCCGCCACCAGCAUGCUUGACAUUUGAUAUGAUGUGUUUGUGAUGAUACACUGUGUUUGGUUUUCGCCAAACAUGGCACUGUGCUUGAUGGCCAAACCUCUCCUCCACCUUGCUCUCAUCAGUCCACAAGAUAUAGUUGCAGAACUUCUGUGGUUUGUUCAGAUGUAGUUAUCAAACAUAGUCAUCCUGCCAUAUUCUGUUUGGAGAGAAGGGGUUUCUUCAUAGCAGCCUUGAAAAAAAGCCAUACUUUUUCAUGAAAGCCAUACUUUCAGUCUUUUUCUCAUUCUACUGUCAUGAACAUUAACAUUUAAUUUGCUUACAGAGACCUGUAGGUCAUGUGACGUAGCGCUUGGGUUUUUCUUUAGAUGUAUGAGCAUUAGUACAUAAGGUCUUGAACCGAAUUUGCUUGGAAUAUUAGCAACUGUCUUGAAGGCUCUCCGUUUGUAAACAUUUCUUCUCAUUGUAGAAUGGCGAAUUUUAAAUUGUUUGGAUAUGGCCUUAUAACAGAUGAUAAGUAGGAACAGUUGCUUCUCUGAGGUCAUGGCUGAUGUCUUUGCUUCUUGGCAUGAUGUAGACACACACUUGACUGCUCCAGAUCACCAGUCUGCCAAAAGUUCUGCUUUUAUUCAGGCAGUCACACUUCUUGGUGAUUAACUAAUUUUGUGCAUUUGAUUAAUACCUGGCAGCUAAUUUGUCUCUUAAUGAUUGUUGAAGUAGGAAGGGGGUACAUAUUUUUCUCCUUUAGUUUACUUUUGGAAAAAUAACUACACUAAAUCUGUUGGGUCUUUUGUUGUAAUGUGAGGUUGCUUGUUUUAUAGAUGUUUGCAAGGCCCAUACAAGUAUUAUUUAUGCCCUGAUAGACAAAAACACAGACUUUCUGUUUGGAGUCAUGCUUGCAGAGAAGUUACCAUUAUUUGAGGCUCAAAGUCAAAUACAUUCAGACUGUGAUUAUUUCGAUUUGGAACAUUGCCAAACAGUGUAAACAGGUUGCAACACAAGACGUUUGUCAUCUAAAGAAAUGCAGAAUGCCUUACUCAGGACAUUUUUGGGGUGCAUGAACAAGUUUGAUGGAACAUUAUGUAGUAAACAAGACAGGCAAAUCAGAAUUUAAAAAAGUUAAACUUCUCUUUAGUCCUGGUUUCUGAAUGUUGGUUUACUUUUUAAAAAAUGACUACACAUUAAAAUCUGCUUGUUUUUUUGUUAGUUUUUUUUGUUGUUACUGUAACCUGGGCUUAUUAGUUUGUUUAUAGACAUUUGUUAGGACCACACAAUUCUUAUUUAGGUCCUGAUAGACAAAAACAGAAGUGAAAGAGAGUGUACUUUCUUUUUCCCAUGACUGAAGUUUCCCAUGACUAAAGUACUCCAUGUCUAAAGGUUUUUAGUUUUUUUUAAUAGCCUCUGUCAUACCCUGUAGUUAGCAGAAAUGUUCCUAAUGUGUAGAUAUUAUAUGCUCUAACACAAGCUUGCUAAUGUGUAUUAUACCACAAUGUUUUCCUUUUAUAUAAUGUGUCAAUUAAAAAAACUCUGGCAUA
Molecule: messenger RNA, 5350 nt
Organism: Electrophorus electricus (electric eel)
Lineage: Eukaryota; Metazoa; Chordata; Actinopteri; Gymnotiformes; Gymnotidae
Source: RefSeq, a predicted model, not a curated record